Schistosoma turkestanicum is the source of this 409-nucleotide messenger RNA. The record is from the annotation of a GenBank genome assembly. NCBI's taxonomy places the organism in Eukaryota, Metazoa, Platyhelminthes, Trematoda, Strigeidida, Schistosomatidae.
GCUGUGUAAAAUGUCUCAAGCAAAACAAUCGUGGUGGCAUCCAUCCAAAUUACCGCCAAAUGGUUAUCAAUUAAAUAAUAAUUUAGAAAAAUCGAAUCAUACAUCAUUCUAUCCAUUCAAUAGUGAAUUAGGUUAUAAAGUAUUUAAAAGAAUCAUUGAAAUGAAACGAAUCAAUGCAGAAAAACAAAAUAAUCAUGUGGAUUUAUAUCAUUUAUCCGAUUAUGUUCAAUCAUUCAAUAAUAAUGAUAAUUAUUUAUUGUUAAAUAAACAAAAUGUUGAUUUAACAAAAUCUUUGCCAAGUACAUCAUCAAAUUGUACAUUGAAUCAAUUUGUAUUCAAUGAAAAAAAUACACCAGGAUUUCAUUUAACAUUGAAAUGUGACCUUGACGAUAUAGAAAAUUGUUGAUUC